Eimeria acervulina is the source of this 435-nucleotide messenger RNA. RefSeq lists its product as hypothetical. The record is from RefSeq and is a predicted model, not a curated record. The transcript has 3 exons. The coding region runs from base 1 to 435 and encodes 144 amino acids. Gene Ontology annotation, molecular function: RNA binding. Lineage: Eukaryota; Apicomplexa; Conoidasida; Eucoccidiorida; Eimeriidae.
AUGGCUGCACCAAACGCCUUCUACACCAUGCGCCCUGUCAUUCCCCAAACUCGCUCCGAUACAUCUUCGCGCGUAACCAUCAAGAAUAUUCCUUUGGGGGUGACAGAGGCUCAGCUGAAGGCGAAUUUAUCGAAGCACGGCGAUAUCCGCGUUCAUAUGUUUGUUCCUGCAACAGAAUAUGGCUUAGGCUGGGCCUGGGUGACCUGUGAAAAACACGAAGAUGUUGAAAAGAUGUUAGCAUAUGCAGCAGAAAAGAGAGAGAAAGAAGCGGCUGCACUAAGAGAGAGCGCCCAAGAAAGCGUGCAAGCAAAGAAGGACAACGAUGGUGCAUCAGAUGCAGCAGAAGCAGCAGAUGCAGCAGCAGAGACAUCUGCUGAUGAUGCUAAGAGCAGCGAAUGCUCUGAGGAAGUGCUAGCAGCAGCAGAGGUUCAUUGA